This is a messenger RNA of Copidosoma floridanum, 1635 nucleotides long. RefSeq names its product DNA polymerase alpha subunit B (gene DNApol-alpha73). Gene Ontology annotation, cellular component: alpha DNA polymerase:primase complex. The record is from RefSeq and is a predicted model, not a curated record. Gene Ontology annotation, molecular function: DNA binding. Gene Ontology annotation, biological process: DNA replication initiation; DNA replication. Lineage: Eukaryota; Metazoa; Arthropoda; Insecta; Hymenoptera; Encyrtidae.
UUUCAUUUUCAAUUUAAAGAAGCGCAAGAGGAGCCCAGAUCGCGAAGAUAGCAGCAGAGGCGGCGGCGAUGCCGGCGGCGCGUGCGAGACCCAACAGCCGGCGAGCCACGAAGACAACGGGACCGUCUCACAGGCCGCAGUCUCCUCCAUCGACUCCACCUACUCGACCCAACUGUCGACCCAACAAUCGGGCGGUCGCCGAGUCCUCGCCACCUUCGGUCCCAAGGUCGACUCCUGGACGAACGACCGAGCCCACAAGUACGACAUCAGACGCGCAGGACCCCACGUGCCCCCGGACGCGCGUUUCAUGUUCGAGCUGUUGAAGACCACGUCGGAAGUCCGCACGCGUGUCUGUCGCUCGAUCGGCAUUCGCAUCAACAAUCUGUGGGCCGCGCAGUCCAGCGACGACGUAAUGAUCACCUGGAACGUGCGCACCCGCCACCAGCAGAAGUACAGGACCUGGGGGCGCGUCUGCUUCGACUCGGAGACCAAACAAUCGAAUCCCACGGUGUUGCUCGAGGGCUGCAGGCAACCACCGAGGACUUACACCGCCGAUACCAAGAACUGGCCGCAGGUCGAGCUGGACGUGAGCGAGCUGCGCGAGUGCUGUCUAUUCCCGGGGCAAAUCGUGGCGGUGGAGGGCCUGAAUCUGACGGAGAAUCUUUUGAAAGUGAGCGACAUGUUCAGGGGUAGUUACGUACCCGUGGCCGCGCCGCCGAAGCUGACCGAUAAGCUGAAUCUUGUGGUUGCGGCAGGUCCGUUCACCCGGUCCAACGAUCUCAACUAUCAGCCUCUGUGGGAGCUCAUGGAUUGCGUCGCCGAGGAGGAGCCCCACGUGCUCGUGCUCAUCGGGCCCUUCAUCGACUACAAUCAUCCCGAUGUUCAGAACAACGCCUUCACUUGCACCUACCAGGAUUUCUUUAACAAGCUCAUUCUCAGGAUCAAGGGCUACUUAGAAGGAAAGUGUACUCAAGUAGUGCUAGUGGCUUCCAACCGGGAUGUACACCAUUACGCGGUCUAUCCGACUCCGGAGUAUUUUAUACCAAAAAGCGUUCAGAGCCCGGAGGUUCACGUUCUACCUGAUCCCUGUACAUUGGACAUCGAUGGUCUGAGACUUGGAAUCACGUCAACCGAUUGCCUCAUGCAUCUCGGUCGUCAGGAGGUUACGCUCAAGUCAUCCGGUAUGGACAAGUUGAGCCGCUUGGGAAAUCAUAUAUUAAAUCAAGCCUGUUUCUAUCCGUUGUAUCCACCAGCAAAGGAAGUCAACGUUGACUCUGAAUUGUGGGAAAAGUAUGCGUUUUUGAGGGAAAAACCGCACAUGCUUUUCUUGCCGUCAGACAUGCGGUACUUUUGCAAGGCUAUUAACGAUUCCGUCAUAUUAAAUCCCGAAAGGUUGAGUAAGCGUACAUUUGCCAAAGUUAACUUCAAACCAGGUACCGAUGGUUGGACACAAGAUAACAUAUCGUGUGAAAUCAUCAAAAUGUAACUAGUAUUGAAUACUUUUGUACAGUUGUAUUUAUUUGUAUACUAAGUCGCGUGUAAAUUUUAUUUUUCAUAGCGUAUAAGCCUAAUUUGUACUGAUAACAUGUUCUUUCAAGUCUUAGAAAGUGCAGCAUGUGUCAAAAAAUGUACAGA